Melanotaenia boesemani (Boeseman's rainbowfish) is the source of this 6577-nucleotide messenger RNA. RefSeq names its product solute carrier family 12 member 2 (gene slc12a2). The coding region runs from base 374 to 3838 and encodes 1154 amino acids. The record is from RefSeq and is a predicted model, not a curated record. Lineage: Eukaryota; Metazoa; Chordata; Actinopteri; Atheriniformes; Melanotaeniidae. Gene Ontology annotation, cellular component: membrane. Gene Ontology annotation, biological process: potassium ion import across plasma membrane; sodium ion transmembrane transport; chloride transmembrane transport. The transcript is spliced from 27 exons. Gene Ontology annotation, molecular function: ammonium channel activity; sodium:potassium:chloride symporter activity.
AGGGAACCGCUGGGAUUCUAGGAGGAGCCGCGACAAGGUCGACAGCAGCAUCCUGGUUUGACCAUCACAAAGAUCGGAGGCGGACCGUCCUAACUCCGAGAGAGCGAAGGUUACGGGGAGGAUUUGGAUUUACUGGCGCGGAGAGAGAAGAGAAAACUUGUGUAGUUGCGUGUCCUGGUGAAGCUAACGGGCUAUCUCUCCGCAGCGCCGCUCUCCGCUCGCCACCCCUCUCCUGUCCUCACCAGGCGGAGCAGCUCGCUUUCCCCUCAACUAGCAGACUGCUUCGCGGCUGUCACGUGGCGCCUCCCCGGCUUCCACACUUUCUUCUCUGACUUUUCUGCAUUUUGUCCACGCUGUUGUUAGUCACUGAGCUAUGUCGGAGCCACCCUCCGCGCCUCCCGCCCCGGCAGAGACCGCCGCCACGGAAUAUGAUUUUUUAGCGCCGGAUGCGGGGCAGAGGCCGCUCGGUCCGACGCCCAGCCAGAGCCGGUUCCAGGUGGACCUUGUGGCUGAAACUGCCGGUGCCUCUGAUGACAAAUCUCCAAGCUCAGAGAACUCCGCUGCGGUGCCGGAUGGUUCGGGUACCGAUUCCGGGGCGGGCGCAGAGGAAGCCAAAGGCCGGUUUCGGGUGGUGAACUUCGCGGAUCCGAGCGGGUCGGGGAGCGCGGCCUCUCCCGAGGCAGCGCCGCCGGAGGGAAUACAGAACGGCGACACGGUGAUGAGCGAGACCAGCCUGCAUUCAUCCACGGGGGGCCAGCAUCACUAUCACUAUGACACCCACACCAACACCUACUACCUGAGGACUUUCGGUCACAACACCAUCGAUGCCGUGCCCAACAUUGAUUUCUACCGGCAGACAGCAGCGCCGCUGGGGGAGAAACUCAUCAGACCCACCCUGUCUGAGCUCCACGACGAGCUGGACAAGGAGCCAUUCGAAGAUGGUUUUGCCAACGGAGAUGAGCUGUCACCGGCCGAGGAGUCUGCAGCUAAAGAAGCAGCCGAGCCCAAAGGAGUAGUCAAGUUUGGUUGGAUUAAAGGGGUUCUGGUCCGCUGCAUGUUAAACAUCUGGGGGGUGAUGCUCUUCAUCCGGAUGACCUGGAUUGUGGGUCAGGCUGGGAUUGCUCUCUCCUGCGUGAUCGUCUGCAUGGCUACCGUAGUGACAAGCAUUACCGGCCUCUCCACCUCGGCCAUAGCCACCAACGGAUUUGUCCGAGGAGGUGGAGCGUACUACCUGAUCUCCAGGAGUUUGGGUCCAGAGUUUGGAGGCUCUAUUGGUCUGAUCUUCGCCUUUGCCAACGCCGUGGCCGUAGCCAUGUAUGUGGUGGGGUUUGCUGAGACCGUCGGGGAACUACUAAAAAGUGCAGAUGCUGUCAUGACAAGUGAAACUAAUGACAUCCGAAUCAUCGGCACCAUCACUGUCAUCGUCCUCCUGGGCAUCUCCGUGGCAGGGAUGGAGUGGGAAGCCAAGGCCCAGAUUUUCUUGCUCUUUGUGCUCAUCACCGCCAUUAUUAACUACUUUAUCGGAUCCUUUAUUCCUCUCAAAUCAAAGGAGCCGUAUGGCUACUUUGGCUAUGAUGCUUCCAUCAUGUGGGAGAACAUGGGUCCGAACUUCCGAGACGAGACGUUCUUCUCUGUAUUUGCCAUCUUCUUUCCUGCAGCCACCGGUAUUCUGGCCGGAGCCAACAUUUCCGGAGACCUUUCUGACCCACAGAUGGCCAUUCCUAAGGGAACCCUUCUGGCCAUAUUAAUCACAGGAAUUGUCUACCUGGGUGUUGCGGUUUCAACAGGUGCCUGCAUUGUGAGGGAUGCUACCGGAGGUGUUAACAACACCAUCAGCUCUCAGUUCGCGUCAAACUGCACUGCAGCUUCCUGCAAAUUCGGCUAUGACUUCUCCUCCUGCCAAUACACCAAUCGUACAGAGAAGUGCAAGUACGGACUCCAUAAUGACUUCCAGGCGAUGAGCCUGGUUUCAGGUUUUGGGCCCAUCAUCACUGCAGGAAUCUUCUCUGCCACUCUGUCCUCAGCUCUGGCCUCGUUAGUCAGCGCUCCCAAAGUUUUCCAGGCGUUGUGUAAGGACAACGUCUACCCCGGCAUCGGACUGUUCGCCAAAGGCUACGGCAAGAACAACGAGCCGCUGCGUGGCUACCUGCUGACCUUCGGCAUUGCUCUGGCCUUCAUCCUCAUCGCUGAGCUGAACACGAUUGCUCCCAUCAUCUCUAACUUCUUCUUGGCGUCCUACGCCCUGAUCAACUUCUCCGUGUUCCACGCCUCCUUGGCCAACUCUCCAGGCUGGCGUCCCAGCUUCAAAUACUACAACAUGUGGGUUUCAUUAGCCGGAGCCAUCCUGUGCUGCGUGGUGAUGUUCGUCAUCAACUGGGCCGCCGCCCUUCUCACCAACGUCAUCGUGAUGGCUCUGUACAUCUACGUCAGCCACAAGAAGCCAGAUGUGAACUGGGGCUCGUCCACCCAGGCUCUGACCUACCACCAGGCCCUGACCCACACUCUGCACCUCAGUGCAGUGGAGGACCACAUCAAGAACUUCAGACCUCAGUGUUUGGUGAUGACCGGUUACCCCAACUCCCGUCCUGCCCUCCUGGAUCUGGUCCACAGCUUCACCAAGAACGUUGGCCUGAUGAUCUGUGGUCAUGUCCGCACGGGCUACAGAAGGCCGAACUUUAAGGACCUGGUCACGGAUCAGACCCGGUGUCAGCGCUGGCUGCUGAAGAGCGAGACCAAAGCUUUCUACACUGCCGUGUUUGCUGAGGACCUGAGGCAGGGUUCUCAGUACCUGCUGCAGGCUGCCGGUCUGGGCCGUCUGAAGCCAAACACCCUGGUUCUGGGCUUCAAGAACGACUGGAGGGACGGUGACAUGAUGAACGUGGAGACCUACAUCAGUAUGAUCCACGAUGCCUUUGACUUUCAGUUUGGUGCUGUCAUCCUGAGGCUGAAGGAAGGACUGGACGUGUCCCACAUCCAAGGACAAGAUGACCUGUUGUCCUCCCAAGAGAAGUCCUCAGGAACGAAGGACGUGAUCGUGUCCAUCGACACUAGCAAAGACUCUGAUGGUGAUUCGUCGAAGCCGUCUUCAAAGGCCACCAGCCUCCAGAAUAGCCCGGCCAUCCAAAAAGAUGACGAUGAUGAUGGAAAAGCUCCGACUCAGCCCCUGUUGAAAAAAGACAAAAAGAGUCCGACGGUGUCUUUGAACGUGUCUGACCAGAGACUGCUGGAGGCCAGCCAGCAGUUCCAGCAGAAACAGGGGAAGGGCACCGUGGACGUCUGGUGGCUGUUUGAUGAUGGAGGCCUGACCCUGCUCAUCCCCUACCUGCUGACCAACAAGAAGAGGUGGAAAGACUGCAAGAUCCGUGUUUUCAUCGGUGGCAAGAUCAACAGGAUUGAUCACGACCGGCGAGCGAUGGCAACUCUGCUGAGCAAGUUCAGAAUAGACUUCUCGGACAUCACUGUGCUGGGAGACGUCAACACCAAGCCCAAGAAGGAAAAUUUGGCAGCCUUUGAGGAGAUGAUCGAGCCUUAUCGGUUGAAUGAUGACAACAUGGAGAUGGAGGCCGCCGAGAGGCUGAAAAACAGCGAGCCCUGGAGGAUCACGGACAAUGAGCUGGAGCUGUACCGAGCUAAGACCAACCGUCAGAUCAGACUCAACGAACUGCUGCAGGAGCACUCAAGCACCGCCAACCUCAUCGUCAUGAGUCUGCCGUUAGCCCGGAAGGGCGCCGUGUCCAGCGCCCUCUACAUGGGCUGGCUGGAGGUGCUGUCCAAGGGCCUGCCACCCAUCCUCCUGGUGCGCGGCAACCACCAGAGUGUUCUCACCUUCUACUCCUAAAGCAGGAGCAACGGAAAGGAAACUCACAUUUUUAACUCUCACAUCCACUCCUGCCUCUGGAAACGCACACACAAACACAUCUCAGCACAAAUUACCUGGCGCACCACACACACCCACUCCAGAGACAGCAGCCACUGAUGGAAACCACGGCAACACCAAGGAGGAAGGGAUGUUGGUUGAGAUGUGAUGAGCUCUUCGUGUGAUGGAGGAAUGUCAGGGUCAUGGUGGGAGCUUCCACUCAGCUCCUUUUAUUUAUUCCAACAUGUUUUUUUUUUCUUGUAGCUGUAGUUUCUUCUCAUUUCCCAUCCCAGCAUUCCUUUGUGUUCAGAUUGAGUUCUCAGGCUCAGCAGCAGGUAUGCACAGUGUCAGGUCAGCUCCCAGUACGACACUGAAUAUUUUGAUGUCACUUUUUAAGUUAUUUGGACCAGCUGUCAUGUGUGUUGCAGCAAUAAUCGCCCUGUUGUGUUACUUUUGGAGAGAAGCAUGCAGAAUGCUUUGCAACACCUUCUGAAGCCUUAUGGACGUGCCUUCCAGUUGGAUCUGAUGGAAACCCUUCUCAUUGGAAAUAUUGGUAGAGUUUGAUUCUUUCUUAGUUGGAAGGGUUUAGUAAUGCGAGUGGGUUGGAGGAGUUUAAUGAAGAUUGCAUGAACAUUUCCUGUCUUCUUUCAGGCGGUAGUUUUGGGUUCUUGUUUGAUCCUUUUCUCUUCGGGUCUUCCUUUGUAAAACUGGGUUACUGGAGACGGUUUCUGUUUUAGAAAAACGUGAGUAAGUCAGCCGUGAUGUUAAUGCUGUUUUAUCUGCCUUCUUCCCCUCUAAACACACUCCUGUAGUCGACACUGGUUUAAAACUUGCCUUAAUGAAAGAACAAAUGAUUGUCGCAGGUUUCUGAAGCCGUACAGGCAGGGCGGAUGCAGAGAGGAAUCCAUCGUGUUCACAUCGGUCUAAACUUUCUUUCCUCGGUCUCCCUGAACCCGCGUGUCCUGAUCGGCAGCGGUCAUGUAGACCCGACCGCGAGUCUCCCGUUCCCACAAAGCCGAGAUGAGAAGAAAGAAGGAACGUCUUCACGUCGGGGUGGAGAUUUACCUCUAUGCAUCUGAGCUGUGUUACAUCAGCGUGUCGUCUUGUUCUCAUCUGAGCAUCAGCCUCGACUCGUAGCCUUUGUGAGGGCGACUUGGCUCCACUAAAAGCCAUAGAAGCAGUUUUCCAAUCUGAUACUUCUGUUCCUGGUGAAUCCCGUGCUAUUCCCUGUUCAUGAUGUAAAACUAUUGACACUGAAUCUGAAGGUUUAUGCAGAUAAAUUAACAGUAAAUGCUUAAACAAUCAUUUAAAGUCUGAUUUGCAGACAGAUAAGCACGUUUGUGCUUCGUCAUAAAUUAUCUGCACAUGUUGGACGUGCUGCCAGCUUCGGCUCCGGCUGCAGGCGGUGAAACAGGCUCCUUCUAUCUUUUCUUUCCCAGCAACAAGCAGCUUCAGCCUUCACUUUCUUCCAUGUAUUCUCUCACUUAUGGUAUGCAAUUUCUAAAGUGGAAUGUUACACACAGCUUGGGUUAGAUGAAUGUACUGUAUCAUAAUGAAAUGUAGGUAGGAAAGAAAAAAGUCUGUUUCAUGUUUCCUUUGUAGGCACAGUGCAACCACCUGUUCACACACCUGGACGAAGCAUGCAGCAGGUGUGGGGAGUGUGAGGAGGAACAUACAAACACGUUACAACCAUCUGUCCUCACGUCCCCCACCUGGAAAACGGUUUAAAACCUAAAGAAAGUGACAGGAAUGUCAGAAUGUAAACCUACAGUGAUUUCUUAAAGAAAUAAAUACUGUAAACCGAUUUAUUUAACAUUUACAUUUUAGAGGAGAUUGGGCUCAAACGGAGCGAAUGAUGAGAUGUGAUGUGCUGUGCUGAAGGAGUGUGUCCUGGUCAUCGUCCUACUGUGAAGCCUUCAUCCUCCCUUAUGAAUAAAACACGGGUUAUUCUAUAUUUGUAUAUUAAAGAAACUAUAUAUGCUUAUAUACCGUAUAUAAACACAUGUAUGUCUGAUUCCCAGCUGGAGGAAAUCUUAGUCUUUGUCACAUUAAAUGAAAGAAAAAUACUUCCCUUCAUCAUUUUACAGACGAGUAGCGUUUGUGCGUGUUAUUGUCUUUCUGGAUGGAUUCAGAUAAAUCUGCUCCGAUAGACAUUUUCAGUUUCCCUCUACCAAAGCCUCCUGUUCCUCUUCAUUUCAAACCAAAGUCACGGAUCAUAAUUUUAAAUACAUUUUUUAAAAAAGUUCUGGUCCUGAAAUGUCAUGGUGAUCGUGUCCACACAAAUAUAAACUAACCUGUAAAUAAACUUCAUAAUCAAAAGGAAUGGAACAGUUCUGUUCAAUUUCAGUCUGGAGAAAGAUAUUUAUUUUAGUUCAGAAAUAUUUUCUUUCUCUUAAAUAUUUCGGUUUUGCUUGUAAGUUAAUUUGCAUGUUAAUGUUUUCUGUUAAAUAUUUCUUGUCAUUUCAGUUUAGCACAGUUUUUUUUUUUCUUUUUGACCAUCUUUUCAAUGCCUUCUAAAGAAAAGAGGUGAGGAUGAGCGGAUUAAAGCGGAAAUCUUCCGCUUUCACGCGUACGUGGAUGGAUUGGAGUCAGCUGGUUGACGCUGUGAUGUUUUGAUACACUGUUAACAGUCACAGAUAUGCUUUUUCUAACAUUUUACCAGUUAUAAUUACCAGUACUUUGUAUAUCUUUAUUGCAAUAAAUAAAAUAAAAUCAGUUUAA